AUGCUGUCUCGGGGCACGUGCUACACAGCAUACUUAGUUUUCGCUCACAAAUCGGGGGCUUAUGGAUUCGACCACCCGGCCGAGGCAUUUGUGGAAUUAAACGGCCAUGCUAGUGAAAAGCACAGAGUUUUUCUCGAUCGGGAUGAAUCUCAUGAACCGAGAAGGCACAUUGUGCUCAGGACCUUGGGUUCGUUUUACAAUCGGCUGCCUCGUCUAGUGAGACAACAACAGACAGUGGAGGAUGAUUCAGAGGUUGAGUCCAAUGCUAAAUACCCGAAACAAAGAAGUGAUGGAUGGAUUGAGGUUGAAUUGGGAGAGUAUUUUGUCGAGGGAAGAGAAGAUGGUGAUUUGGAGUUCGGCGUGAUGGAAGUGAAUGAUGGUAACUGGAAAAGUGGUUUGAUUGUUCAGGGGAUUGAGCUCAGGCCAAAGGCUGUGAGCAGUUAA
Messenger RNA from Striga hermonthica, 444 nucleotides. The record is from the annotation of a GenBank genome assembly. Lineage: Eukaryota; Viridiplantae; Streptophyta; Magnoliopsida; Lamiales; Orobanchaceae.